AUGGCGCCGACAUGUUACACCCUUGGAGGGAGCAGACCUGAGGAGCAGCUGAGGUCGCAGAAACAAACCGCGCGGCCGCCGAGAUGCCAGCCGCGACGUUUAGAGCGGCGCCGCCAGCCACCGUCACCGUCCGUGCCGGGCGCCGCCGGGCCGCGCCGCCAGCUGCGCUCCCCAUCCCGCACGGCCUCAAUAGCCAGCAGCGGAGAGCCGCUGAAUGCUGGCACUCCUGCCCUCAGUGGUCGCAACAUCCUAGUGGCAGCCGACAACUCAGAGGAUUCCAAGUAUGCCCUGCAGUGGACAGUUCAGGAGCUGUACAGACCAGGCGAUGUCAUCACAGUGGCCCACUGCAUCCCGUACCUGCCAUUGGCAGGUGGCAUGUAUGCUGUACCAGAUGGCCGGCUUGCCAUGGUGGAUGUCGACCACCUGCUGGCGGGCGAGGAGCAGUAUCUGCUGGCAGAACAGCGAGCCCUGGAGCGCACCUGCGCCGACGCCUUCCAGCAGCAGCAGGUGGCGCACGUGGUGGACAUUAUGAGGGAGGAUCCCAUGGGCAGCGGCGACAAGGGCAGGAUUGCCGCUGCGAUGUGCCGCAAAGCAGAAGACCUUCAGGCAGCGGUCCUUGUGAUCGCAUCACAGGCCAAGAGCGGGCUGUCUGAGUUCCUGCUCGGCAGUGUGGCAGCGCACUGCGUGGCGCACAGCCAUCGCCCCGUGCUGGUGCUGCAUGCGCCCAAGCGCAAAGGCCCAACCCAGCCGGGCAUUCUGGGCCGGCUGGCGUCGGCCACCGCAACAGCUCUGGGGGGCAGUGCUGAGCCGCAGCAUGGGGCAGCGGCACUUGCCACUGAGGCGCACCAGCCGAGUGGACGCAACAUUGUGCUGGCAGUAGAUGACUCAGACGAGUCGGAGAAGGCGUGCAGCUUUGCGCUGAGCAACCUGUACCGCCCUGGGGACACCUUCCACAUGCUGCGCAUUAUCCCCACGCUGCCAUACCGUGCAGCACUAGGCGGCCAGCUGGAUAACCUCGUGUUUUACAAUACACCAGAGCCCCUGACCGAUGCCUUCAAGUCCGCCACGCAGAGAUAUGUGAAACAUCGCUUCGAGCCCAAGCUACAGGCGGCGGGGGUGCCCUUUCAAGUGGACAUCAUUGUGGAGCCGACCGACGAGAGCGUGUCCGGGGUGGGGGAGUCCAUCUGCAGCAAGGCCGACGAGCUGCAGGCGGCGGCGGUGGUUCUCGGCAGCCACAUGCACGGGGGGAUGCUUCAGUUCAUGCUCGGCAGCGUGGCAUCGUAUGUGGCCCUCCACUGCCGCGCCCCUGUUGCAGUCCUGCAUUGAUCAGGCACGACGCACAACUGGACAGUGGAUGCAGGCAUACGCCAUACAACCCCACACUGUGCAUGCACAGGCUAAUUUCUUGACGGUGGGGAGGCACAACCCUCUGACCUCCACUACCAUCUGAGACAUCUCAGAUGUGCAUGCUCAUUGGAUUGGCCACAGCACUACUUGUAGAGCAAAGUUUUGC
Messenger RNA from Chlorella variabilis, 1513 nucleotides. RefSeq lists its product as hypothetical. The transcript is spliced from 9 exons. The coding region runs from base 1 to 1326 and encodes 441 amino acids. Lineage: Eukaryota; Viridiplantae; Chlorophyta; Trebouxiophyceae; Chlorellales; Chlorellaceae. The record is from RefSeq and is a predicted model, not a curated record.